UUUGGGGAGGUUAAGCGUUUCCUCUGAAAUUUGAACGUUUUUUCCUCAAGUGUUUGUUUACUUCUGUCCGGACCUGAUGAAUUCAUUAUUACUUCGGUCUCCGGUAUUCUUACGUGUAUCCUGUACGAGCUAUUCACUCUUCUCUAUUUACCCCUUUCACCACUAUAAAAAAAUUCCCUUUCUCGCUUUCUACAAAACCACUCUCAUCGGCAGACCACGGGGGCUAAGCAACAAAGGGAACAGUGCGGUUCGUGCCCAAAGUCCUGCAUCUCCUCGACGCCUCCCUACCCAGAGCCAGAAAUGAGCGCAAUGCCAACAUGAUGAGAUGGAAGAAAACCGUGCAGACUGUUCUGAUGAUGCCCUGUACGCGUGCGCCUACCCGUCGGAACUGCGCAACCUCAGGUUUACAAAAUCCCUGCAAGAACUGGAGGAAAUGUGCAGGAAGUUCCACGAAGGUCUCAGAUGUAUAAACGAAUAUGCGGCGAGGUGUCUGAAACCGCACCAGCGCGCACAUUUCAACACCCUCUAUUCUGGAACAAGCAUGGUUAUGCACGACUUGUGCACCCCCGGACCUUAUCAGACAGAGUUUUUGAAACACGUUGCUUGCAUGAGCAAUGUGACUGACCAAUAUGAACAUUGCGCUCGAGUCUACCAAGACAGCGUGAACGGAGCAAUGUCGGAAACCUAUUCUGAAGGGGAUAAACGCAUACAAAAAAUUUGCUGCUCCCUAUCUGAAUAUUUGAGCUGUUCGAAGUCCGUCGUUAGAGCCACAUGCGGCGAGGAGUCGGAGACUUUCGCCGGCGGUGUUUUGGACAAAAUGUCCAGCUCGAUAAAAGAGGCGCAUUGCAACAAUUUCACCUCGACCACUUGCGGCCGAGGAAGUCUUCGUUUCAUCAGCCAUUACCUUAUUGUUUUCGUACUAUUUUUACAACUUUUUUAUUAACCUAAGUUGGAAGAAAAAAAAUUGUUAUUACAAUGAGUUUGGUCAAGAUUUGCCGUCCAAUUCGGCGCAUGCCGCCCAUUUCGGUUUGUGUCCAGAGAAAUUAUUCACGAUUUUUCAUCUCGAUGUAUUGUACAAAUUUUCUGUACGAUAAAUUAUGUAAAAUAUUUAAUACGAUUUUAGUGAGUAUAUAAUCAUCGGCAGGUUUUUAUAGUCCGUAGGUCAUAGGGAAAUUUAAAAGGAUGGUCGAACAGAAGUUAAAUGUUUUAUUUCAGAUAUACUUGAUGGUCUAAUAGUGAUAAAACGUUUUCGUUUGUCUUUUCACGAAAUCCUGGAAAAACAAACAAAAACAAAAACUACAUUCCACAUCAUCAAACACUUCAAAGAUAAAACGUUUUGCUUUAUUUAUCUUUUCGUUUCGAUAUUAACCCCUAAAAUACUGUUAUUUUGUGAACGUUUAUCGGUUUCUUUUGUUAACAGAUUCCCUAUACAAGAUCGUAUUAAACAUAUAUAACACAUAUACACAACACAAAAUCAAAAAAUGGACAAAAUAUACACACAUCAAUAAAUUAAUUAACUUUAAUCCAUUUUUUUUUAAACAAAUAGUAUUCAACAAGCUGAAGUUUAAUUUUCAGUCACAAUCGUAGCUUUUAGAUAUAGAUAGUUAGCGGACAUUUUGGUCAGUAAUGUAAAUAAUAGUUGAUAUAGAGAAUUUGGGUAGUUUCAAAAGCUACUCCGUCCUUUACAGGUAUCAGUCAUCAGUGAUCUAACUCUACCGAUACCUGAAAAAUUGAGCGUUAUCAUUUUCUCGAAACAGAUAUUUAUAACCAGUUAUUUUGAUUGUUACUAUUUUAGGGUAUUUAUUAAUGAAAAGGAGUCAUGUUUAAUAAAAAAAUUUAAAAAAUUU
Molecule: messenger RNA, 1847 nt
Organism: Cimex lectularius (bed bug)
Lineage: Eukaryota; Metazoa; Arthropoda; Insecta; Hemiptera; Cimicidae
Exons: 6
Coding region: 326-943 (205 amino acids)
Source: RefSeq, a predicted model, not a curated record